GCGGCAAAGGCGACAGAAUGGAGGAGGUGCCUCACGACUGUCCAGGGGCCGACAGCGCCCAGGCGGGCAGAGGGACUUCAUGUCAGGGAUGCCCCAACCAGCGGCUGUGCGCUUCUGGAGCGGGGGCCACUCCAGACCCGGCUAUAGAGGAAAUCAAAGAGAAAAUGAAGACCGUAAAACACAAAAUCUUGGUAUUGUCUGGGAAAGGCGGUGUUGGGAAAAGCACAUUCAGCGCCCAUCUUGCCCAUGGCCUAGCAGAGGAUGAAAACACACAGAUUGCUCUUCUAGACAUCGAUAUAUGUGGGCCAUCGAUUCCCAAGAUAAUGGGAUUGGAAGGAGAACAGGUUCACCAGAGUGGCUCAGGCUGGUCUCCAGUGGUGAGUUUUCACCUCUUUAAAAGAAAGGAAAUAAGCACCCCCUGCGGAUUCCUCUUUCUAGGCAUGAUCAAGCAGUUCCUCCGAGAUGUGGACUGGGGAGAGGUCGACUACCUCAUCGUGGACACCCCACCCGGGACGUCAGAUGAACACCUCUCGGUCGUCCAGUACCUGGCCGCCGCACACAUCGACGGAGCGGUGAUCAUCACCACUCCCCAGGAGGUGUCACUCCAAGAUGUCCGGAAAGAAAUCAACUUCUGCCGCAAGGUGAAGCUGCCCAUCAUCGGGGUGGUGGAGAACAUGAGUGGAUUCAUCUGUCCUAAAUGCAAGAAAGAAUCUCAGAUAUUCCCUCCCACGACCGGGGGUGCGGAGCUCAUGUGCCAGAACCUGGAGGUCCCUCUCCUCGGCAGAGUGCCCCUGGAUCCACUCAUAGGUAAGAAUUGUGACAAAGGCCAGUCCUUCUUCAUUGACGCCCCAGAUUCCCCAGCCACAUUAGCCUACAGAAGUAUAAUUCAGAGAAUCCAAGAGUUUUGUGAUCUCCGUCAGUCAGAAGAAGAGAACCUCAUCAAUUCCUGAAAUGAGAGAAUGUUCAGAACCAAGCAGUUACCAAGUGAGGUACUCCCUGGGCAGGACGUCCAGCCAGACCCGACCAGCUCCGGAACGGGGUGGGUCACAGCAAAAAGGAACCAGAUGCUGGCGUAGUCCAAAGCCACUUUCGCAGAGACACUUUAAUCAUCGAGUAUUUGUACACUUUUCCUUAGAACAUAUAUAAAGGGCAUUCUCUACAAAUAUGCCGUUUUAAGAAUAAAACCCCCUCCUCAAACCUC
Molecule: messenger RNA, 1201 nt
Organism: Mandrillus leucophaeus (drill)
Lineage: Eukaryota; Metazoa; Chordata; Mammalia; Primates; Cercopithecidae
Gene: NUBP1
Product: nucleotide binding protein 1
Exons: 10
Coding region: 18-950 (310 amino acids)
Biological process (GO): iron-sulfur cluster assembly
Cellular component (GO): cytosol
Molecular function (GO): ATP-dependent FeS chaperone activity; 4 iron, 4 sulfur cluster binding; ATP binding
Source: RefSeq, a predicted model, not a curated record